GAAUAUUCAAUUCAGACAUUAGGCAACCUUCCACAGGACCUGCAAGUUCUUCAGAAACUUUUGGCAAAUCUGGUUCUACCCAUGUAUAUGUCAUCCAUAGUCAAGGCGCAGUUAAUUAGCAGGUUCUUUGAAUCAAGCAGUUUGCCCUGCGUUGGAUUCGAACCUCAACCAUUACAAUUGUAG
Molecule: messenger RNA, 183 nt
Organism: Dentiscutata erythropus
Lineage: Eukaryota; Fungi; Glomeromycota; Glomeromycetes; Diversisporales; Gigasporaceae
Source: the annotation of a GenBank genome assembly